AGUUAAUCCAGGCAUAUAAACCCUUUGAAAAAAGCUACGCGGUUACAUCCGUGAAACAAAAACGUUAUUCCAAGUGUUAAUCAUGAGGGAGAUUGUUCAUAUCCAGGCCGGCCAGUGCGGUAACCAGAUUGGUGCCAAGUUUUGGGAGGUGAUUAGCGAUGAACAUGGCAUUGACCCGACAGGAACCUACCAUGGGGAUAGCGAUCUGCAGCUGGACAGAAUCAGUGUCUACUAUAAUGAGGCUACAGGAGGUAAAUAUGUACCCCGAGCUAUUCUAGUUGACCUGGAGCCUGGCACCAUGGACUCAGUUCGCUGUGGGCCCUUCGGCCAAAUCUUCAGGCCCGACAACUUUGUGUUUGGUCAGAGUGGUGCUGGUAAUAACUGGGCUAAAGGCCACUACACAGAGGGAGCAGAGCUGGUGGAUUCUGUCCUGGAUGUUGUGAGAAAGGAGUCUGAGAGCUGCGAUUGCCUCCAGGGCUUCCAGCUCACCCACUCGCUGGGUGGUGGCACCGGAUCUGGUAUGGGCACACUGCUCAUCAGCAAGAUUCGUGAGGAGUAUCCUGACCGUAUCAUGAACACCUUCAGUGUGGUGCCUUCUCCUAAAGUGUCUGACACAGUGGUGGAGCCCUACAACGCCACACUCUCUGUUCAUCAGCUGGUGGAGAACACAGACGAGACAUUCUGCAUCGACAACGAAGCUCUGUACGACAUCUGCAUUCGCACACUGAAACUCACCACUCCCACUUAUGGUGACCUGAACCACCUCGUCUCUUCUACCAUGAGUGGUGUCACCACAUGCCUCCGCUUCCCCGGGCAGCUCAAUGCUGACCUGCGCAAGCUGGCUGUCAACAUGGUGCCCUUCCCACGUCUGCACUUCUUCAUUACUGGUUUUGCACCUCUUACCAGCAGGGGAAGCCAGCAGUAUCGUGCUGUCACCGUGCCCGAGCUCACACAGCAGGUCUUUGAUGCCAAAAACAUGAUGGCUGCCUGUGAUCCACGCCACGGUCGUUACUUGACCGCAGCCACUGUCUUCCGUGGCCGCAUGUCCAUGAAGGAGGUGGAUGAACAGAUCCUCAAUGUUCAGAACAAGAACAGCAGCUACUUUGUGGAAUGGAUCCCCAACAAUGUCAAGACAGCUGUGUGUGACAUCCCACCACGCGGUCUAAAGAUGUCUGUCACUUUCAUCGGUAACAGCACAGCCAUCCAGGAGCUGUUCAAGCGCAUCUCUGAGCAAUUCACUGCCAUGUUCCGACGCAAGGCCUUCUUGCACUGGUACACUGGAGAGGGCAUGGAUGAGAUGGAGUUCACCGAGGCCGAGAGCAAUAUGAAUGACCUGAUCUCCGAGUACCAGCAGUACCAGGAUGCUUCUGCUGAAGAUGAGGGCGAGUUUGAAGAGGAGGCUGAUGAAGUCGCCUAAGAAGCAGAGAAGAUUCAUUGAGUGCAGGGGAGUGGGAAUAGGAGCAGGAUAUGGAGGGAGUUAUUUAAGGUAGAAAUAAAUGUAGCACAGCACAUGCGGAAUCAACCGUAAGUGUCUCCGCCCGAUGGGCAGAGCUGUGCAAGCUGGUUUAAACCAAACAAAAUAUAAUGAAAAUAUAACAUAAACCAAAAAUAUAAUGAAGUCCAAUAAAAUUAAGCUGUGAUGGAGAUGGGGGAGGGUUCAUGUGGUGGCCUAGUGGUUAAGGUGUUGGGCUACCAAUUGGAAGGUUGUGAGUUCCAUCCCUGGUCCAACAAGCUGCCACUGUUAGGCCCCUGAGUAAGG
Molecule: messenger RNA, 1759 nt
Organism: Tachysurus fulvidraco (yellow catfish)
Lineage: Eukaryota; Metazoa; Chordata; Actinopteri; Siluriformes; Bagridae
Product: tubulin beta chain-like
Exons: 4
Coding region: 83-1417 (444 amino acids)
Biological process (GO): mitotic cell cycle; microtubule cytoskeleton organization
Cellular component (GO): microtubule; cytoplasm
Molecular function (GO): GTPase activity; GTP binding; structural constituent of cytoskeleton
Source: RefSeq, a predicted model, not a curated record